GUUGGCAUUGCGAAUUGAGACAAGAUUUACGGGUGUUCCCGAGCGCUUCUUGAGUACUAAUCUUCGUCUAGGCGGGGUGCAUGUUUAGUCUCCCACUUGGCCUAGCUUGCUAGCCUCGGGAUUGGGAUUACUGAUCCAAACUACAUCAUCUUGGCAAAGCUACCAUAGCAUCAACAUGGGUAUUUAGGUAUAAGGAAGGUCUUCAAUUACUUCACAUGAGGGAAGACUAAAACAGUUCUUUCAAUCUACAGCAGGCCUUAUCGAAACCCAGCCUCCACUCCACAGCCUCACCACCAAGCACAGCAAUGCCUCUCUGGAACAUCUACCACCCACCCAGCACCUUCACCUCCACAACCGACAAAACCGCCCUCGCAAACGCAAUCACCGAAAUCUACGUCAAAGCCGGCCUCCCUAGAUUCUACGUAAACGUCCUCUUCCAGCCCAUCGAUCCCGAAUCCUUCUUCAUCGGCGGCGUCGCGCGGCCCUCCCCUAACACCGAGUCCAACAAGCCCGGCCGCGAUAGCUCGGUGCCUAUGAUCCGAAUUCGGAUUGAGCAUCUUGCUAGGCAGAUGCCUAACAUGGCACAUAAACUCCGGUUCAUGGAUGCCGUCGAUGCAGCGCUGAAACCGUUUAUCGGGGAUAAAGGGUACGACUGGGAGUAUGGUGUUGAGGAGGUGGAUAGGGAUCUGUGGAAGGUAAAUGGUAUGGUGCCGCCGAUGCCGGGAACGGAGGCGGAGAAGGAGUGGGCGGAGGGGAACGUUGCUGUGCCUUUUGAGGCUGAGAAGGGGGGUUUGGCGGGGAAGUUGUAGGGGUUUGAGGGAUGGGUGGGAGGUGUAAGAGUGCCAGGUUCGAGGACAAGAGCAGCAUUAGAGGUGCCUUCUGUCAAACUAUGGUUCAUGUGUCGUCCGAGAACGUCUGGCAUGCCUCUACAGUACUUGUUAUGGGGAAUCAUCCAUCUUUUACCGACGCCCAACGCCUUUUCCUCUCAGCUCAGCUGUGUGUCGCGCUCUACAAGAGCCCUUCAUAUUUCCAUUCGU
This is a messenger RNA of Alternaria rosae, 1037 nucleotides long. RefSeq names its product putative oxalocrotonate tautomerase. Lineage: Eukaryota; Fungi; Ascomycota; Dothideomycetes; Pleosporales; Pleosporaceae. Bases 306 to 809 code for a protein of 167 amino acids. The record is from RefSeq and is a predicted model, not a curated record. The transcript is spliced from 2 exons.